AUGCUGACCUCAUUCCUCCUCGUCGCUGCCCUGUCUACUCUGGCUGUCAAGGCCGACGACAGCUCCAGCAUUAUUGGGUACUUCAGUCCCAGCUGGGAUGCGACCUUGAUGCAGUAUGGAGGCUGGACCAGCACUGCCGCCAGCGUCGCCGGCAUUAAUGCGGUGGCGACCACCUACGAAGUUGGCUGUCGAAAGAAUGCCCCGGCAACAGACUGCGACAUCAGCCACUCGUGGACCAUCAUCCAGGGCCCCGAGACUGUCAGCCUCACCGGCCAGUACAUCGCAUCGACGUCGGGCAAGGAAACCAGCUACGAUCUCACCGUCACCCAGUCGUACGAGUGCGCCCUCAAAUCUUGGACCGAGUCCGCCAGCUGCACCAUGAGCGUCGGCAUAACCGGAGACCUGGACGGUGCUUCGUAUGCCUCUUCCACUUCUAGCCAGGCGACCUACUCCCCAGUGCCUACUACCGAAUACUACUACCGGCUGACGGUCACCGGCGGGUUGGAUUCAUUCACCGCGCCCCAGGCAACCCAAACCCCCGGUGCUGCUGCUGCUGCUGCUGCUGGGAAACCCGUCGGCGCGUUGAUUACCGCUGCUCCGGUCCUUGCUGCGGCGGCCGUCGCUGCCAUUCUUUGA
Messenger RNA from Aspergillus ochraceoroseus IBT 24754, 636 nucleotides. RefSeq lists its product as uncharacterized. The record is from RefSeq and is a predicted model, not a curated record. The transcript has a single exon. The coding region runs from base 1 to 636 and encodes 211 amino acids. Lineage: Eukaryota; Fungi; Ascomycota; Eurotiomycetes; Eurotiales; Aspergillaceae.